CAGAGCCAGAGAUAGUGCAACUCGCUCUGUUAGAGGUGGUGCGAGGCAACUUUCUCUUGAUAUUGGAAGGCUCUCUGCCUACUGUGGUCUUUAGUCCCUUUGUUGAAGGUGCUCCUGCCAACGCCGUGCUCUGUCACACCCUGUACUCCGGUCGACACGCCGUGUUUUAGACUGCAUUGCCAAGGGAGAAAAAAGAUUCAUGCAGGUUAUGUGAGAGGCGACCGUGAAGCAGGAGCUGUGGAGAUGAUACCCUCAUGUUGAGUCUUCGUCUCGUGUCAACACGAUCUUUGAAACAGCCGUAGUCAUGUGUCGCGAUCGCGAUAUGAAUCCUUGAAUUCCCUCGUCUCUAUAAUACACCAAUUAUUUACUCGAGAUUUAGUGGUCAGUAUUCCCUGUCAUCACUGUCGGAUUGGCUAUUAAUCCACUGCUGCUCCAUAUUGUUGAUUCUGGUUUACGUGUGGCGCAAGAAGCCCCUCUCCUCCGAGAACAUCGUCGAUUUUCAAGACUCUAUCUCCGCAGAUGAAACAGAAAACAAUAACACCGUACCCUGUGAAAUAGAACAUUUCUAAAUGUAAUUAUCGACGUUACGCGACACAGUGGGCUGCCCAGAUUGUUUUUAUAAUCCCAGGACCGAGUGCCCUCUUUGGUCUCGUUAUCAUCUCCCAGUUGCUGGGCACUGCCAAGACGAUCUGCAACACAUUUCGUUGAGCCAGCACAUCCCAUGCUAGGCUGCCAACAUCACGACUACAUCAUUGGCUCUGCUUACUUCUCCAGUUGCAACAGCGCGUUCUGAACUUGUUCUCUAAUAUCAGGCAUAAACAAUAGUUUUCACACUAGCUAGUGUCGGUUAAUUGUGUAUCAACAGUAAGGAAAAAGUUUAAACAAUUGUGUAUCAACGGGAAGGAAAAAGUUUAAAUACAUUUCUGCUGUGUUAAAGCUGUUGUGUUGUCUUGAAAGACGCUAUCUCUUUAGGCUGUGAAGGUGUUAAUUUACUUUGAAGCGCAGUGAAUCGAUCACGUCACUUCGGCGUCGAGGUUUGAACUUGAAAGACAAGGAUUGACUUCCACGUUGGGGCUUUGUGAUCUGCUGAGAGGAGUCUUCUUCAGUCCGAUUGAUGCAGUGAUCUACUGAAGACGUGGGUUAUUGAGAUUACUAGUAUUAGGUGAUUCUCUGAAAAAAGUUAGCUUGCUGUUGGCUCGUGUCGGUGUUUUCUGAAUAGAUCAAGGCAUAAAAAUUGAUAAUUGCAAAGGCCAACCAUUUACUGAUAGGUCCACGUUAUUAAGUAAUAAUAGAUAUCAGGGAGAGGUUUCUAAUACUGCUAAAGUUUAACAAAGAAGUAUUAAGUGUUCGGCCUCCGCAAACUCCUCUCUCGUGACGCAUAAAAUUCCCCGAGUCUGACCGAAACACGAACACGAAGAAACUCGUCGGCCGUACUUCAACAGCCUGUCCCGCGACCUUCGUCAGAGAGUUUGUGUCGGAGAUCGUAGGACCCUCCCGGGCCCCGAACACAUCAAUACGGCGUCCUCUACUGCAACUCUCGCUGCUUGCUUUAAGGGCCCCACUCCGGCCACGUCUUGGCCAUCUAUUGCCCUCUACUCUGUCCCCUCAUCAUCGCCACGAGCAAGACAAGACCUUACUACGCUCUGGUACGUGGCCGUACUGCUUGGGGCCGCCCCCCACCGUCGUAACCACUCUAACAAAGUCCGACGCAAGACCGCGUCUCUUGUGCGUCGGAAGAAGAAGACCUACUGCAAAGUUCGCCGCAAGGCCUCACUCCAUAUUUUAGGCUGACGUGUAAAUCAAGUGUUGAAUUAAUUCUCGAAAAUUCAUACUAUAUUUUCUGGACUUAUGAAACUUGUGUGGUGAACCUUUGCACUUGGCCGUGUGACACGUGAUUGUAGUUGCCAAUUUUGCUGGAUUCAUUCAGUGUUGAGCUUGAGAACUUGUUUGUAGAUCUCAUUUGCCUGCGCUGGAAAUCCAGAAAAGUAUCGAGGGCUCACAGAACUCCUCCGACGGCAGCAGUAGUCCAGUUGUCUAUGUUGGGACUCACUCUUCUGUUCGUCUAAGCCAACUUCGUGCAAAAAUUUGGCCUUUCGGGAAGUCAGGAGGUUCGGAGGUUUCCCGCAAAUCGGAGUCUGCAAUGCGGCGACCAACUCUCUGCUGCGACAACCAGUCUACUGCCGACGUGGAUUCACCAUGCAAAGAUCAAGGUGGCACUUUUGCCCGCAUGCGGAGGCUGUUCCUAUCAAAGCCACUCUCACGACGCUCCCUAUCGGGGAGCCACAGUUCGACCAAGCCCCAGCACCGCGACCCUGGAGCCUCCUUCCUGACGAGGAGUGAGCUGACGAGAGGCUCCUGCUCGUCACGUCCCGCCCUGCCGCUCCUCCAGCUCGACAACUCGUUCCUCUUCAUCGAGCAGCAGGUGCUGGGGGCUGAUCUUGAGGUGGUCAUCAGAGGCCCUAAGAGCGAGCAGGGCGUCCCACAGCUCGUGUACCAGCUCUGCUCGUACAUCCUCAACCACGACGUGGACUCGUCAGCAUUGGUGUACGAAGAGUGGUGCAGCAGUGACGUGAAGGAUGUGCUGUCUCGUCACCCUCGCUGCAGUUCCCUCGAGGCCUGCAACGUCGCGCCUCUGCUUCGUCUCUUCGUAGAGCGUCUGCCUGCGCCGCUACUGCCGCACUCAACCGCUGUCGCCCUCGUCGGCAUGGCUGCAGACGACUCGGCGCCGACGGAGGCUCGUCGCCUGCUACUGACGCAGGUGUCGCCGGGCAGCCUGAGUCUCCUGCGCUACCUCACCGCCUUCGCCAGCUGCCUCAGCCACUCCAACAGAUGCGGGGGUGGCGAGACUUGGGUAUUGUUGGCUGCAGGCGCCGUGGGGAGUCGCAGCGAGGACCGCGCGCUGGGGAGGCCCGUGGCAGAGUACCUGCUGCGCCACAGCCUCGCGCUCUUCCCCGACGAACCGCGCGCCCUGCCCCCCGCCAUCGUCUCCGACAGCUUCCCCGACUCCAGCGACGCAUCGCUGACGGCGUUGACGAGUCAAGAGGAAGACAACGACGAGGACGAGGAGAAGGAAGAGCGCAGGCCUGGUCUGGGAGUCGUCACCCACGACGAGGAUUACGAUCGUAUGAGCAGCAGCAGCAGCAGCCCCUCCAGCAGCCGCAGUUGCACCACCACCUCCGAGGAUACGGAAGGCUUUCGGUGCCCACAACUGGGCUCUGGUCAGACCCCUGGCACCUACUUGGCCAUCGAGGAGGCCGUGUCUCCAGACUUCGACGACUACCAACCUGGAGACAAAAACAGAGUUAUUAUAUACCACAAGUUGCUGGACGAAAAUAUUGUGGCGCAUGAGAGCUCUGAACUGCAAGUGGACACAGCGGAUGCCCUGACGACCGAGGAAAUUGACGUGCGUCUGGACGAGUCCUCUCAGGAGGACCUCAAUGACGGCCAAGUGACCGUCAGAUGCGCCACUUCGGAUUCUUCCCCCAGGAGUCAUGGGGUGGAGCCUGACAUCUCGUCUCUUCGUUCUUUUCGAGAAACUCAGACCUCCUCACCUGCUAAGAAAUGUAAAACUCGCGCUACUGCUCGACUCGAUACUGAAGUAGUUGUGAUCGAACCCACUUGGCAUCAACCAGUUGCCGCUGAUUCCUCGUGUUACAAUCUUGACGAUUCUGGUUCGACGACUUUAGAACCCGUUCCUCCGGAGUCCAGUUGCCGUUUGGUUUCUCGCGAUGAUUCCUCUGGGAACGGAUCAGUUGGCGCUCCGCCUGCUCCAGCGUCCGCGAGCCUGACGACUGCGACCGUCGUGACAGCGUCCAGUGUCGCUGCUGUUCAUCACGGCUCACGACAAGGCAAGCGCAAAGAGCACGUCGACGAAGGUCUUUGCGAAGAACAUGAAGCCAAAGUUAUCAGGUCCACCGGCUCGUCCGACCACGCCCUCUUGUCUCUGCCGUUUUCGUGCGAUGCGCCCCCCGUAGCGACCAACUGGGACAAGUUGAUCCCGUCGCCAGCUGACGAAUCCGCCAGCGAAGCUGGUGUUGAGGAGAGCGACAGCAGUGUCCUGAACCAACCAUGUGGUCAGUGGAAUGACUUCGCGUCUGUCGGUGAGGUGUAUCUGGGGGAUAGCCAGGACGCUCCUGUACAGGACAGUGGGGAACCUUGGAUUACGGAUGCCGAUGUGGCCAGAACGCGUCGCUGGUCGGAGAGAUUCUACCCCGUCCGAUCCUCCGCCACCGAAUACCAGUCCCCGGAACGCCGACACCCUCACAAGUCCAAGAAAAGGAAGAGCAAGUCUCGCCGCCAUUCUAAGGAGAGCAGCGCGGCGAUCGCCAGCUGUGAGGGCAGCGAGGAGGAGAAGCUGAGCUCGUCCAGGCCUCAGAGCGGCGACGACGAUGAGAAUGACGGGCGCAGCAGCCCGGCUACCGACACGGACGGUCCUCCUAGGCCGGACUCGCUGAGCUCGCUGCUGGACCACAGCGAACCUGCCGUCACCAGCGAUCGCGGCCGCUGGCAGUCUCCGCCUCUGGACGAUCACCGCACCGCACUGCUCUACAGUCGCUACUCUGACGACGAAACAAAUCUGACGACAUCAAGCGGCCGUUCGUGGCACAAGUACGACCACCCACUGGCCAAGGACCCUCUGCCCACCACCACCAAUUCCUCCUUCUCGAGCGCCUUCAUCCAGGCGGUCGCUGGCAAAUACUCGGGCGGGGGGCCCUCACACAGGAAUAUCUCGGCCAUCAAGAAGCGCAUCAAGCGCUUCGAGGAAGACUUCGAACACAAGUUCGGGUAUAAGCCGUCGCACAGCGAGAAAAUGAAGCACAAAGAGAUUAAGAAGUAUAUGAGCGACCUCAACAAAGCAAGGAAGGAGCUUAAAACCAUGAAGGAAGGAGUCGCCGACCUCGUCUCCUCGUCUAAGGGCUUCUCGCUGUCACUGCUGCGUUGUCAGGAAUCUACGUCACUAGGCCAUUCGACGUUACCUGAUGUCGUUGACGCCACCCCUGACCACGCAGCCACUCUCAUCAAGGUCGAGGAACGACUAAGAGAUGGACGACAGUCUGACGACAGACCCAGCGAACUUUCGAAGAUGACGCUCGCGCAGAUGCAGGACGAGAAGACGUGCCUGCAGAAGGCGCUUCUCUAUUACGAGUCAAUCCAUGGGCGUCCGAAUACGCGCGACACAAGGGAACUGGCCAGGCCGCUCUACGACCGCUACCGUCAGGUCAAGAGGAGCGUCAGCCGCGCGCAGCUCCGCGCUAAGGAGAACGUCAACGAGCUGGCACCAAUAUUCGAGCACGUGGCCAUGGACUUCACGCUGGCGUCACCGCAGCACCGGAGCAGCCUCACGCCCGACUCUCUGCCCACCGAGCAGCUGCUGCUAUGCAAGGAGAAAUUAUUGCAGGAACAACGACGUCAGUCUGAAUCUCUCCGAUCGCCGGACUCCGAUGAUGAGGGACAGCAAGACUGUGGGCAAGAAGCUUCUCUUUCGGACAGCAGUGAUGUAAGCAAGCAGUCUUCUACUCUCGGAAAUCUUCAUUCUCUCCCGCUACACGAACUGAAAGAGCGACGUAGAGAAGCUAAAGAUCAGAAGAAGAAAUUGAGAAAGUCGUUGCGACAAUUUGAAGAGCGCUACGAGCGUGAACACGGCCACAAACUUGCUAAGGAAAAUAGAGGCUCCAUGGAGCAAAAUUAUCUUGAUUACAAGCACGCAAAAGCAAAGCUACGUCUUCUAGAAGCUCUUAUUGCAAAGAAAGCGCCUACGGAUGACGAGUUUUAAGAAGCCAUUUAUUUUAUUUUAAUAUAUAUUCGGCUUUGUUCUCAACUUCAUAGUUAUGAAGAAGUUUUUUAUCUGUUUAGUUUUGUUUUUAGUGAGCGUAUUUAACGAAUUUGUUUCUCACAUGUUACUGAUGAGAUAUGGAAAAAAACGUGUUCUUUCAUUUACACGUAGUCUCUACAUGUGCGAGUAAAGACGCUUAAUUUUUCUCAAGUGUGCCAAGCUAGGAACUUUUUUCUCUCAUUUUUUAGUCAUUGUUUUCGUAAUUCAAGUAUUUCUGAGUUAUUUUGUACUUCUACUUGGUUGCCACACAUUGCUGCGAAUUGGCAAUAACCCAAACUUAUAUGUAAAAAUAUUUUAUAUUUAUAUACUUAUUUCGAAAGUAUCAGGUUGUUUGAGAGAGUCAUAUUGGUCCCUUACUCGUUCAUUUUUUUUACUAUUUGUAGAUCUUAAAACAUCUGAUAUCUAGCAUUAUGCCCCAAGUGUAUGUGUCGUGCCUGGAAAGUAUUACCAUUCUUGUGCUUAGUCUUAACCCUGUACCGCCCUGUCGGACGCAUUUGUCCUCUGUAUAAUAACGCUAUUCCUACCUGAAUUGUAUGUUAAUUUGGGCGGUGAAGGGUUACAGAAGACGCGGCUCUGUUACAGGGCCUAGAGUUUGAAGGCGUUUAGCAAAGUUGUUGGGUCUGCUAGCUUUCUUUAUCCUCAUUAAUGCAAAACAAAUCUUUUGUUUGAAUCGAUUAUUUCUAAGUUGCAUUCUGUUCAUAAUUAAGAUAAAAUAGAGCUUUGUUUUCUGCGGAUACUUAGCACGGGAACGGUUUUUACGGGAAGAUUGUUAAGGAACAUUUUUUUUCUAGGUGUUUUUUCUCUUUUUAGACGUGAGAGUAGAAUCGGAAGUAUGCUUCAAAAUGUAUUGGUAAUCAUGGCAUACCCGCUUAUUUUGUACUCAUAGCGUUUAGUUGAUUUUGUUCAGAUUACUCUCGUUUUUUGUAUAGUUGGUGUGGACAUAUGCUUCUUGUUCAUUCCUUUAAUUUUUCUUCUCGUUGUAUAGUGUCAUUGUUAGAGCAUUUAAGGAGGUAUAUAACAUCUUAUAUGAGCAAAUUAACUAAACGUUCACUUGAACCGCUGCUUAUCACUACUCGCACCAGCUGCUACGCUUCGUUGCAUGCUUCGGUUGUCAUCCCAAAGUGCAAUUAUAAUUGUUCGAGGAGUUGCGUCUUGAGAGCGAUCACUUCCACGAGAUCACUUCUGUACCGUAACGUCUUGGUGCGCAUACGAGCUAAAUAGCACCACUUUCAUGCAAUGAUAUACUUGUUUUAGUUGUAAAGAACUUAUAGCUUACAGAUAUCUAAGUAUAUUUUGAGAGUCUAAAAUUAUUAGAAUUAGCACCGUAUUUGUAGUUAGUCACUUGUUGCUACUGAGAAGUUUAUGGGAAUGGUUUGGAAGGUGGGGCAGAAUUGACUUGCAAAUAUUUUUUAGCUGGAUGCUAUUUAUAUAGCUUUUGUUCCUGAGGAUUUUUCUCCGGAUAUCUUUAAAAGUUUCACUGGAUUGGCUUCAUCGCAUCAGGAACUACCUAUGUAAUGCAACCUUUGAUAUGCAUCAGUUUUAUUGGUGCGGUAUUCUUUGCGGCGAUGAAUGCAAGUACUACCCACAAGUGUGCACUGCGCCCCCUCAGUGCACGGUUUUGCCCACGGCUCUACUACACAAAAUCGUGGCGUGAACCUUUCUUUUGUUGUAUAGUUUCCUGCUGUACCUUUGCCAUGUGUCAAGGAUUUAAUGGAACCUUUUUCUAGCUCGUGGAAUUAAUUUUCAAGAAGAGAGUUUAAAUAAAUAAAAAAUAGCUGUUUAUU
Hyalella azteca is the source of this 7617-nucleotide messenger RNA. RefSeq lists its product as uncharacterized. The coding region runs from base 2141 to 5773 and encodes 1210 amino acids. The record is from RefSeq and is a predicted model, not a curated record. NCBI's taxonomy places the organism in Eukaryota, Metazoa, Arthropoda, Malacostraca, Amphipoda, Hyalellidae. The transcript is spliced from 17 exons.